CCUUCUCUAUCAGAAUAGUAACUCCAUAAUAUCAAAUAUCAAUUUUUGUUUUUUUCAUCUGUGGCUGCAAAAAUGGCUUUGUUUAGUGAAUCUUUAUACUCAAUAGUACUUCUGAAGAACUUUGCACCAGCCAAGUUUUCUCUUAAACCUUCAACAAUAAUGUAAUUUCGAGGCACAUGAAUACUUCCAGCUUUAAACUCUCCCGUUGUUGGAUCUGGUGAUAGUGUUUAGUUGUUUAAGUAACAGUUCAUCAUGACGGCACUCGAAGUUGAGCUGGCAACGGAGCAGCCUUGCGAAUGGUUUUCUAGAGACAAUAGUACCCUAUCAUGUAGCUUCCUUCCUAAUGAUGUCCACAUGGACAGCAACUUUGCUUGGCUAAUGUGCUCACUUAUAUCUGCAAUGGCAUGGGCCAUUUACAUUUCCUAUUACAACUCCAGGGUGACUGGAUACAUCGUAACAAGGCUUUUGACCCGAUUUUAUGUCACUAAAGGGUAUCUUAGUGUGGGUUCAUUUACCGUUUGUGUCCUAUCAGGAAAAAUUAUGUUUCGAGAUAUAGUGUACAUAACCCACGAUUACACAGUCAGGGUUCAGGAUGGGUGGCUUAUUUUUAGAUGGUGGAGGUCAUAUGUCCCGAAGGAUGUUUCUGAAGAUUUAUCGCAUUCCGAUACAAGACUGUCUGUGAUGUUAAACGGAUUUGAAUUGCAUGUGUACAAUCGAUGUCGAAUAUACAGUAGUUUGGAACGUUUAUUCGGAUUUGAACCAACAAUUAUUCCACCUGACGAACUGGAUGAUAAAGGAGAUGAAGAUGAAACUGAUGAUCCAGGAGGGCAGCAUAAAGCUUCCCUGGGGAAGAGUUGGAGGGACCUUAUUCCCGUCAUUAAGACAGAUGUCUCAUCUGGCCGUGUUGUAUUUGGAAAUCGCUUAGUCCCAACAACACUGUCAAUCAAUGUAGAAGAAGCCCACUUUGUUUAUUCUACAAAACCAGCAGCAUCGCGUUUGGAUCAUUUUAUGCACUUUGUUAAGUGUAAAGCUGAAAACUUUAAGGUUAUUUUAGCUCCUAGUCCUAAGUACACUGGCAUGGCUGAUGAUCCACCCAGAUACAUGGGUGCUGGUUUUGUAGUGCUGUCUUCCAAUAAUAUUGAACUCUACCACUAUAUGGAUGAACCAGGACUUGUCCCUGAGGAGCCUGAAAUGCUCCAAUUAGCGAAUGGUGAUAUUGUUGAAUCAGCACCACCUAUUUGGGGCAUUGACAUCAAGUGUGGAAAAGGUACAGAUUUCAGCUAUGGUCCUUGGGCUGAUCGUCAACGGGAACACCUGUUCAAAUUUUUCUUUCCCCCAGAUUAUCAACCUUUAAAAGUUACCCCAGCACCCCGUCCCGGAGAAAAAAGACUUGUUCAAUCUUUUGAUGUUAGAUUAAGUACACUUUAUGAAGCAACUAUUGACAUUUUAUUUACAAAAAACAAGGAAACCAAUGCUGUUCAUAUAAACGUAGGACCUGGCUCUUAUCUAGAAAUUACAAUGCCAUGGGUUGUAUCACCAAAUGGAUACACAACCAAAAUAACUGGGCAGUUAUUACAUUUAGAAGCUACCACUAGUUUAACAUUCCGAAGUUUAGUUGAGAGUGAAACCCUAGAGUUCACUGUACGUAGUCAUUAUCCAAUUCAAUGGAACGAUCAUCAAGAUUGGAUGUUAAAUUUAACUGGCUGCAAAGCUACUGGCUGGUUCAUCUUUGCUCAUAAAGAAUUUUUCCAAGAUCUCGUGAAUGAAUGGUCAUCAAAGUCAAGGCCGGAUCUAUUGUAUUUCAUACCCUACACUUGGCGAAUAUCAGUUCUUUUGAAGGAAUUUGAAGUUUUAACUUUGGGAAAUGAAUACAAUUGGAUUGACUGUUCCUCUCAGAAUCAAGAAAAUGCUCAUCUUGCAUUCUGCGGUGAACUUUUCGAUUUUUCUUUCGACUUGCCUUUUGUUGACUUCUUGCCAAAUAGCUUGUUAUUAAAAUUUUGGGUACAAGGAGAAAGUAUGGACCUAUCCUUAUAUUUAAAUGAAGUUUAUACCAGUCGAACCAUUUUACUUGCAAUUGAUCAGAAUGCCAAGCUACUUCAGAGGGAUGGCACAAUCUUACACCCUCGACCCCAGGAAAAUGCCAAAAAAUGGAGAAACAUCUGUAAAAGAAGUAAUGGUUGGUUAGAUUGCUGGUCAGUGCCAAUUGUAGCUUUAUCAAUCAAUUAUACUUAUCAUCCAAUGCCGCCUUUUGGACCACCUCCUCAGGCUGAUAUAACAACUCCUGAAAAGGAAGAAAUUUUACUCUCACCAAUGAGAAUGCAACGCACUAGGAAAUCUCCCGCAAUACAUUGGACACAGGACGGCAAUUUUAAAUUUGAUCCAUGUACCCUAAAACCAGAUCGAGUCAGCUUGGAGCUUGAAAUUGGGCCCUCUGUGAUGCUUGUUUAUGGUUCAUGGAUAAGAUGUCUCGUUAAUUUGAAGGAAAAUAUUUUUGGAGAGGAUCAGAGUUUUACUGAUAUGAAUACCAACCCACUCUCAUCCAGCCAGCCACCAACAACACAAAAUGCCACCGAUGCAAGCGAUGACAGCUCCAUUUCCAAGAAGAACUUUGAUCCUCGAGAAUAUAGGCCUCUUGAUGUCAUCGUUUCAAUCACGAUGCAUGACAUUCAAGCUCAUCUAAUGAAGAAUUGCUCAGAGUCAGAUCCACCGUGCCCUGUCAUCUUACUGGAAAGAUUUGGUUUUGAGAUGCGCAAAGGCUACAAAGAAACGCAACUUCAGCUUCUACUAUCCCCUGGAAUCUUAAUCAGUUCUGAUAAUAUACCCAUGCGAGUUGGUCGAGACAAGCAUUUGCAUCAAGGCCAUCUCAUGCUGUCAGGCUUUCAGAUACGAGGACAUGCAAUGUUUAGUGAUACAGGCAGGAGCUUAGACCAAGAAACACUUGAAUAUGCAUGGAUGCUAGAAAUUCAACUUGGAAGGCUAACAGGCAAAAUGACAAGUCCACAGCUGCACCACUUGAUAACAGGACUGGAGACGCUAGUUUUACUUACCCUGGACCCAGAAAAUAAGCUACAGCCACCAAGGUUACCUCAAGAAUGCCAUCAUGGUCUUCCACCUAAAGAGUGCACCGAAUCGAAUCCAGAUCGCAGUUACCGAUGCCCCUCCGGAGAUGAGAUCAAAUAUCGUAUGACUCGUGUUACCAUUGAUGCCGUAGACUUUUAUCUCGUAGAGUCCAGCACAGCCAUUAAUCUUUUAGCAUCUCCAAUACGUGUAGCUACUUGCAACCUUCAUGGAAAUCAUGUCAAGUGUGGUGUCACAGCCGUAUUACCAUUUUUACGCCUUCGCCAGUACAUAUCAGCAGGAAGCAGUUUUGCUCAUUCAUUAGGAAAUACAGGUGGUAGCAAUAGCAAUACAAACACUACUGGCAGCGGUCGCUCACAACACAGGGGUCCUUCCUCCGCAAAUGGCUCUGAACUGUGGCUGGAGGUUGGUUCUGUUUCAAUGGGUCCUCUUAUCCUAGAAGCUGCUGUAUCUCUGUGUGACUCCGAUAAGAGUUUGCAUCUUGUUCAACACAAGUAUUUAAAAACACACGAUGAGAAGUAUAAACGGUUGUGGUUCCUGUGGCCAAGUGAUAGCAAAUUUUUGACAACUGGAAAAUGUGGGUGCAUAGGUGGUUGUCAGUUCUUCGGGAGAAACAGGAAUGGUCAGCGCUUUUUCAAACCUGGAAGGCAAGAUAUCAAUGAUGGAAUCAACGUUGCAGCCUUUAGGAUAAACGGACCUGGAAAGGAUCCUGGAUUCGGUCAAAGUAUUCUUCACGAAUCGCAGUUAAUUUUUCAUACACCGCCGUAUGACUCUCAUCAAGUAUCAAUUCAUGAAAGUCCUAUCUGGUCAGCUUUUGAGAAACCUGGAUCAACAAAUCUUAAGCCUGUCUUGACCGGUGAGUCUGGCGGUGGUGGUGGAAGUCCGGUUGUUCUCAGUCGAGUUGCAGAAAGUGAUAGUUGUGGCAGAAUAAACACAGCGACUCCAAGUCCGUCUGAGUGUCGCUCUGCAGUUUCCAGGCGAUUCUCCUAUACUUCUUCCAAUAUCAUUAAACCAUCUCUUCUAGUACACUCUGCCUGUCGUGAUGUGCCUUAUGCUAGAUUAUUAGAUUCAAGUCCAACCAAUGCUUUGCCUCCUAAAUUAGAUUCAGAUUCAAAGUUGACGGCCACCCGCUCAAUCUUGAGUGUCCCUGAGUCAGAAAUGCGUGAUGGGCCAAAGAGUAGUGUAUCUGACAGUGGAUUAGCGGUUGAUUAUUUCAACAGGCCAUUGCAAACUGGAAGCGACUCUGUUGAAAUUUUAUUUCCCUCAAAGGAAAACAAAAGCACUAAUCUCUGUGGAUCAGAAUCUUCUCUUGUGUAUGAAGAGGCCAUUACUCGGGCCCCAAGCGAUGAGGUUUCAUUAUUUCACCGCACAACUUCAUUAACUAGUGAAAACCAGUCAGAAACAUUCUUUUCAGCAGAAGAAGAAUUAAGUGCUGGACAGAUGAGUAAUCGACAAGAAUUUGAUGCUUCCUCUCGGUCAUGCACUCUAAGGCAUUCCCUUCCUUUAAGUAGUAAAGAAAAUCUUGCAAAGAAACAUUAUGGAAGUGAUAUGAAUAUAAUGCUGGGCAAAAGUUUACCUGUCACCAGCAGCAACACAAUGGAAUUAAAUACUCGCUUGUAUACUCACAGAAGUGAUCACGAAAUACACACUCCAGAGCACCGCAGUUUAGCCGAAAGUCGUGAACAGAGUGGAGGUUUAACAGAAGACGAGACUCUGGUGAUGGACAGUCUUCCGAUGCCUAGGAAGCUACAUCAUAAAUCAUCUGCAUCAAGAUUUGUAGCAUCAAGUUUAAAUGGCCUUCAAGAUAUUGAUAAAAACUCGAUGCAAGAUACCCUUUUAUUAGACUCAUCCGAUUCGCACUCUGUGUCAAGCACGUCUUUUUUAUCUGCUGUUUCAUCACAGGAAGACUUGGCACUCAUUAAUUUGCACAUGCAAGUCAACAAGCCAAUUGUUGACUCCCCUCUCCUUAUGACAACAUAUAUACACCAUUUAUCACAGCUUCGCUGUAAUAACUGGUCACAGUGUUCUUUGCCUGCGGGUUCAGAUGCAUUUACUGUCCCUCUAUUUCAACCAGUCAAUGAUGAUAAAUUAGUUUUUGUAGGAAGUAAAUAUUUACCACGAUUUGAAAUGAUGAGUGAAGGCUUCACAGGGUUAAAAAUGGUGAGCAGAGGUAGGGAAAAAGAUGGAAGUCCUAUCCCACCAACUUCAUCCUCUAGAACUCCUACUCAUCCAUACAUGUGGGAUGUUGCACAGCAAGAACUGGUUUAUGAGGAGGAAAGAGCAGAAACAGAAUGUGAAGAAGAACUGCUCUCCCAAAGAAUAGAAAGUGGCACUAGAACAACAAUCAUAAUCAAAAUGAAUGGAGACGUUGACAUCAUGGUCAGCCCUCUAGCUUUAGAAUCUCUACAAAGAAUAAUUGAUGCAUUAACUCCGACCCUAAGUAAUCUUCAUCCCUUAAGUGUUUUGAACCACCUUCACAUGUCAUGCAUCAGUAGAGUUGAAGCUGCAAAUGUGUUGAAGCAAGAUCAGUAUUUGAGCCAGCUCCAGGGUGGUGGAAGCAAACGUAGCACCGUUGAAAGGAAAAAAGGAAUUGCCGCUGCGCCUCCCACUUCUGAACAUGAGCCCUCAAGUAUUCUAGAGCAAUAUAUUGUAACGCAGGUUCAAGGAACUGUCGUCUUACCAAAGAUUAAUAUUUGUGUCUUACAAGCCUCCAUUGUAGAAGAAGUGAUCUCUUUCUCUGCGCUUGAUAACAUUAGAGAUCUAACGUGUAUCUCUUUGCUGGCGUUAAGUUUUGAUGGAAUAACAACCAGAUUUCAUUACAGUAAACAAGCCCGUGAAAUAGUCCAAACAUUUCAUCGUCCAACAAUAGUCCCUGGUGGGCAUAAGAAAGGUGUCUUUAGUAAAGCAGCUGGCAAAGCAUUUUUACUUGGGUUAACAUCAUCAACAGUAACCAAGGAUAUCACAAGGCCAGAACCAGUUUACAUUGAAACAUCUGAAAAACAACAAGAGGAAACGGUCAUCACUCUCAACAUCAAUCAAAGUCAUGCCCAAUUAAGACGUCUACGCAAUGAGUGUUCCAUCCUGAAAGAUGCUGUCAUAACUGCAAUUCCAUCUCACUGCUCCAAAGUCAUGUUCACAACUUGUGCCAAAGCACCAUCUGCUGCAAAACCGACCUCAGAACAAAGCACUGAUGCAAGCAAUGGGUUCCAGGACUGUUUUCCAAUGGAAGAGGACACUACACUUGUCAGUUUAUCUGAAGAAAAAAUGGGUUUCAUUAUGAUGGAGUUUGGUUUGGAAGGUGUUUCUUUAAAAGUUGUGAAAAGGUCCAAGUUCGAAAAAGAUGAUGAUGAAAAUGUUAAAUCAGUAGAAGAAUGUGAAAAGUCACCUGCUAAUCAAAAUACAGACUCAGUUCGAUCAAAAGAAGAUGCAGAAGCCAAUAAUCCAUCAGAAAACAAAACCGCGAGUUCUCAAUCUGAACCAGUGACUUCGACUCCAAUUGGUGGAGCCAAACACACAAAUAGUAUGGAUGCAGGCAAUGAUGCAACUUGUAGCGAGACCAUGAACAGUCAAGUUGCUGUCUCAAAAAAUAUGGAUGAAAAUGCAUCAUCAUGUGUGGUUGAUGUUCGAACUGUUUGGUUUAAUUUUGCUGCUCCUCCACGGACACCUAUCACCAGAAAAAUUGAUUACACAAGAUUGGACUGGAAUUUACUAAGCACUGCAUCUCCUGCAAUCAAUGCGUGGAUGAAUCCCAGUAAUAGAUUUGCUAUACGCACUGUGCACAUGUUAAGGUGCCGUUACCGAAGAUGUACCGCAGUAGUAACAUGUUUAAUGGCCGAAGCACUGGAUGUUCAAAGCAUGCAUAUGUUACCAAAGAGUCGUUAUGGUCGCACAACACCCCUUGCUAAGGCAUUGCAAGAAGAUCCUUCCUGUCAACUCUGCAUAAUAUUGCAAAGAUAUGUACUCCAGUCGGACAUCAAACAAGUUGAGGCCAACUUGAAGGAUCCCGAACUACCUCAUCUAUCAACUCUUCGUCAGGGUGUCAUCGUGUUAAGUCGCCAAUGGAAGAACAUUCUCUACACUCCACUCCUGCUGGAGCACAAUUUCAAGAGCAAGCAUCAUGCUGCCAAAAGAAUGAACUAUACGUUCGCUGUGCCUGAUCCUGAGGAGGAAAACGUUCUGACUGACGGAGAAUGCUCUGGUGAGGAAGUUGAACCAGAGGUCACCGAUGAGUGUGCCAUGCUUCUCCACCCCUCCACUUUGCUUAGCAAACCCUCUUGCCAGGCCAAAUAUGGUAACCAUGCUGGACUGUCUGGGAAUAAAUCAGAUCCAAGUGGAGGUGAUGGCCCAACAAUUGCAGUGCAGUCACCUUCUCGAGCUCAUUUGCCUCCGAACACAGAUGUUCUCAACAUAGACAGUCUCUUUGGAUCUCCCACAUCGAUUAUUCAGCAGUCACAUGGGACAAGUUUGAAAAAAAAGAAAACUUUGUUACCUUCUCAGCCAGCCUCAUCUACUAGGGCGAGUGUUGUAUUUCCGUUGCUAAGUAAUACAAAUCCCUUUUUGUCUCGGCAGCGUCAAGGAGAGCGAGUAUCAGGUUAUUCAGCCUUGAAGGAAGACUUACCUCAUGUUGGUUCCAACCCAAGUCUGCACUCAGUUGUGAAUAUUGCUGUGGAUAGUCAACAUUCCAUCACUAGUCUUGAUAAUCAUGGUCCGUUUUCACCACUCACUUCAGGAGCCUCUGGGAAAGGAGAUGGAGGAGAAGAUCUUUACACAUGGAUGGCCAAACAACAAGAUUUCAUGCAAGGCAGUAGUCCGGAACCCAACAAAAAGGACUCAUUGCAACAUCGUACCGCAAAAGAUCAAAAUGUGCAAGAGCCUGUUCCAGCAACUGUAAUUCCUGAAUACACACUUUUGGCUGCUGGAGGGUAUUCCUUGUAUCCAAUGCACGAUUCUCUACGUUUACUAGAUGCUCAUCUCAUCUUUGAACCUCUAUUGUCCAGCCUUGGAGUUAUGCCUCAACAAAUGAUCACUAGUUCUGGUAGCGGUAAUGGAGGUGUAACAUCAUUGGAGUCCUGGGGUUCAAACUUAUCUCUAGUCGGAGGCAUGGAGGUGAUGCGUAUUGAUAUUGUUGUCAGUGAAUUUAGAAAAUCAUCUGACUCAGCCAAGAAACCAAGAGGCCCCAAAAAUUCUGGAAAGGGUGGCAAAGGGCAAGAUUCCAAAUUUCUUUUAGAAAUUCCGAGCGAAGCACCAGCGUUUUUGUGUGAACGAGUGAGCAUUGAGUGUGAUCUACGUCGAGCUGCUGACAUGACAGUCGUAGAAGAUCUCAGCCGCCAGAGGCGUAACAUGCUGUAUGUUUCUCGAGGACAGCUCAAAAAGAAUUCUAACACUGCAGUCAACGUUUGUGUCUCCGUCCGCUAUAUUUCUCAACAGGUAAACAUGCCUCUUCUGAGACUACUGCAUCAAAUCAGCAACAUGUACCAAAAUGUCAAGGACACCCAGUCUGAAUUAAAAGAACAGCUUCCGGGAGAAACAAAACUAUUGCCAAAAACGACUGUGAAUAAUAAUGGUGGUCUGGAGUCACACAACAUAUCAAUGCAGACACUUGUUCCAACAGAAACGGAUCGUUUUAUGUCUAGACCAAUAACUUCAUUUUAUCGGUCACCUAGUGAAUCGAAACCAAUAGUUUCUCCAUCAGCCUCUGUUAGAUCUCGCCCCACAAGCCUAGCCCAAAAAUUACGCUCAACCAGUAAAAGUGUUAGAGGCUACAUGAAUCUUAGCGACAAUAAUGUAGGGCAUCUGCAGAAUGGCAGUUUUCCAAGUCCUGUCCCAUCAGUAUCUGAUGGCAGGAUUUCUCCAACCAAAAGUAAAGACCAUGAUAUCACGCCUAGAUGUUGGAAAACAAUUUAUUAUUUGUUAGAUCUCUAUGCAACAAUGCCUGAAACAAAAACAGUCGAUCACAGAAUAUCAAUGGCAGGUGAUUUGGCAGAUAGCUUCAAAGUGGUGAAGAAAUUUGAAACACUGAUUGAAGCAAAGUCCAGCGAAGAUAUUGAAAAAGGAGAAGGAGUUCCGAACAUGACGCCAUCUUUGCCUCCUCCACUCCCGCCUCCUCCUCAAAGCAUGGUGAGAGGUGAAAGAACUCGACUCAUUGUUUUUGCUGUGGCUCGCAUUCAUCGCACGCGACUUCAAGCCACGCUCAGUGGUUUGAAGUUAGAUGCUGAAAUCACCUCUCUGCAUUCAAGCAUCACUUGCCGGAAGAAGACACGACCACCUAGUCUUGAGUGUUCAGUCACCGGUCAGGUCGGUCGAGCUAUGGUGGUUUUACUUGAAGGAGUUGCACCCAGCCAGCAAACGGUCGUGAAAGCAACAGUGGGGAAGUCUCAAGCAUUAUAUUCAAGUAUGAGCCGCAGAACCAAAGAUAAGAACUCAGGUCUGCUUACUAUCGGAGCUGUGAACAUCGACAUUCCCCAGCAUCCUGUUGCUCUGCAUGGAAUGAUGACACGAGGCAGCAAACAGCUGUCUUCGACAUUGCAGGAACUGAGAGUGACUAGAACUUCAAAUCGCAUGAGUCGUGGAGCACCUAUCGAUGAGACUGAUGCUGGUCCCAGUAAUACCGGUCAAUAUUCUCCGGAGUUCAGAGCAUCAGAAAAUGAACCUACUGUCCCAAAACCGCAGCUGCCUUUGGAGCCAACAACAAUACUCCAACCUCUCGUUAUGCAUUUCACAGGUGUCGUACAAAGUUUAAGCAUCACAGCUGCGUUGCUUCCUUCUCUUCAAGCGCAGUAUAAAAUGGAUCAAGUUACGAGCACUGGUGUCACUGGCAGCAAAGCAAAAUUCAUUAUUGAUCUUCCUCGGCACUCAUUAUCGUUUUCUACCAAAGUGCAGAUCACAGAAACUAACCUUCCAUCUGAGGCAAGCAUAGAAUUACCCAAAGUUCACGUUUCAGCUGAAUAUGUUCAACAAGACACAAAUAAACAAUCAGAAGCUCAAUUUGCUGGCACAACUGGAGUUGUGCUGCGUCAGGGGAACUAUCUGAAUGCUGUCGCAGAUAUUGGUGUUUUUGAGCACUCUUUGACAACGGACUUGCUGAAUCAUCUUGUUUUUGUUCAGAAAGUUUUCAUGAAGGAAGUUAAUGAAGUCGUUCAAAAAGUGUACGGUGGAGAGAAACCUGUUCCUAUUUGGUUGGAAGACUCUGAAACGACGGAUAGCAAUCCAUCCAGCAAGAGAAUUUUACUUUUCUCCUUGGUUGUACAAGUCAAGCGAGUUCAGCUAACAGCAACAACUCCAAGCAAUUGUGCUGUCCGAUUGGAGAGUGGACUUGCUGAAUGUCAGUUGUCAAACCGAGUUCAAAAUAUAAGUGGAGCUGAUGCAGCCGUAGCUCGUUUGUUUGUCAAAGCUCAUGUCGAUGUAAAUGUGAGUCUUGGCCAAGUGAUCCGAAAUGCUCUAUUUGAAGAAGCAGACCCCGAGUUCCAACACUUUGCAUUCUUUAAAACAAGGAUCAGCCUACGCAAUGCUGUUCAAGGUGAAAUGGGAGGAGAUGGGGAAGACAAGGAGGUAAUUCUCAUAACAAUGCGGAGGCCGUUAAUCUACAUCCAGCCAGUAGCAGUAGAUAAGGCCAUUCUCGUGUGGCUGAACUACAAAAAUGCCUAUGAGUACUGGAAUGAACAAAGAGCAAGCCUGAAUAAAGAAGUAUUGACGGCCACUCAGCAAGUUUUUGAAAAAGUGCAAUUUGAAAAGUUUGCAGCUGGCCCACAUCUUGGAACUUUGUUUCUCCAGUUGACUGUUGAAGAUAUGGGAAUCUGCGUUCCUCUCAAUCCAUUACCUCCGUGCCCGCGUCAGGCCACUUGGAGCCUGAACCGAUCUCUGUUUGUAGACAGUGACUCAUGUGCUGCCGUGGUGAUAACUUUAGAAUCAACAAUUAUUUCUGCCUGCUCAUCAGGAUCUUUAGUCAGCAAAGGGCGUUUUGUUGGUCUCUGUCUACGGUUUGCUGAUGACUUUGAAACAUCUUUAGAUGACUGGAAACCAGACCCUCUUAGCACAGAAACUGUUAUGAAUUUGUGCACUGUAUCUGAGGGAACAUAUGAGGUCUGCAGUCGGACCAUAACUCAAAAAGAAAAUGCAAAAUGGCUUCUGAAUGUGCAAUGGAAAAUGGAGGGUGUGGAUAUAGACUUGGAUGUCAACCUUGGGAAACAGCUAUCAGCACUAGGCCAUACACUAACCAUGUUAACUGGUGUGCAAGAAGAUGACACGUUGACAACUGGCUGUGAUAGUGAUGAUGCUGAUGAUACAACUAUUAUUUCACAGGAAAGUAUACUGCUGAGGGCUGGACGCAAUCGCCUAGGAAGUGAUACGUUAUCAUCACUAGCUCUUGACCCAUCUGUUGAUCCUAAGAAGAGAUCAAAACUAUUAGAGAAGGAAAUGUAUGAACAGGCCAAGGUCAUCAAUGAUUUGCGCUCACUAGGGGCCUCUCACGGAACCAUCGAGCAAGAAAUGAAGCGACUUCAUGAAUUAGAAACUUUGGUGUUCAAAGGUUUUCGCAGGGAUAUGAUUUCAAAACUUCGACGCCAGAGUAUUCGGGGGAAAUCUCAAAUCAAAGGUAAACUAGGAAUAGGAAAGAAAGGAACCACUUUUCGGUCAAAAUCUUUCAUAGCUCCAUCUCCAAUGUCCGAACAACAAUUAGACAGUUGCAGUCCCCUACUAGAAUCAAUGGAAGAUGCUGUCGAGCGAUCAGCAUUUCUGGGGCCCUCUCGAUCUUCUUCACUACGCACAGCCCGCGGACAAGAUGGACCGCGAGUGACAUUCAGGGAUUCGCUCAGUAGUAUAACAAGACAAACUUCACUGCCAAACGCAAGCUCUGAGCUAAGUUUACCUGUUGGAGGUGAAUUUUUAGAUUGGGAGCACCCUAUUAGUUCAGAUUCUACUGAUAAUAGUCACUCUGCUCUCCUAGAUUCUUCUCCUCUGAAAGGACCAAUACUACUGCACACACCUCUACCAAGCAUGAGCGGUAAUCAGAAAACUCAAGAGCCAAACAUUGACUUUGAAUUAGAUGUCAAAGUGCUAAUUAAUAGUGGGAAGUGCGCACUGUACACCAAAGACAGAGCAAGGGAGGACGAAUUAAAACUAAUUAGUAAAAUGAAGAAGGAAAGAAGCUGCUCAGGAGGCAUGUUUGAAUUCCCUCCUGGUUCACCAAACAUGAGUCGACGCUCCAACAAAGAAAACAGUCGCUCAGCAAAUACCUCUUCUUCCAGGCUCCGCACUCACCUCAGUGCAGCUCCCGUUAAUUUAUUAGAUGUCACAAUAUUUCACAUUCCAGGACUUGAUGUCAAAGUCCACUAUGAAUCAAAAAUGAUAACGGACGAAAGUCCUCCUCCCAAAUACUCUGUGGACAACAAUGGAGUUGUAACUCGUAAAUCAGGGACUAAAAAAGCAUCUUUGUUUGCUUGGACCACUUUACAAAGCAUUCCUGAAGAAACCAUCAUAUCACCCCAUAUCCUUGAAUUUUUAGAGCAAACGCUGGCUCCCAUUCCACAAAUGAAUACCUCACCCUUCCCUUCAGCAGGUCAAAUGAAUAACAUGUUCAAUUUGGACACAGAUGACGAUGUUACAAAUUAUGUUGGUCAAUACGCUUACGCAUCAUUCCCAGUGGAUGUAAUUGUAUAUUUCCAUAUGAAACCUUCUGCAUUCCGAUUUUCAUGUUUGCCUGUUUCUCGUGUUGAGUGCAUGCUACAGUUACCGUCGCUUGAUAUAGUAUUUUCAUCCAAAAGAGCUGAUUCCCCGAAUGAGGAUGAUUUCAAAACCGGUAUGAGCAAUACCGCCGUUGGUGGUCUUAGUGUAACUGGUUGCCUAGCUGAUUUUUCACUAUACAUCUUUCACCCAUAUGGUGGCAAAAAAACAAGUUUGAAGGAAACUCAGUGGUCCCCACUCACAGAUAGUGAACGCAAAGAUUCUCUAAGUGUGAAUGUAGAAUUUGUGAAGUUUCAUUUGUCCAGAAGUCGGAAACUUAAUUUUGAAAUGACCAAUUCUAGUCAAAGUCAUGCAACUAUCCGUUUCUCCACAAUUAUUGAUAUUGGCUCAGCUUCAUUUAAGUAUGAUAUGCGGCGUUUAACGGAGAUAUUAGCAUUCCCAAAGGCUUGGUACAGACGCAGCAUAUUCAGAAGAAUGUUUUUGGGUGAUAUGACUUCAGGCGAAGGCACAAUGUACAGUGAAGAAGAUUCUAGCCCUGAAAAUAGCCCCAACUCUAGAAGAUGGCAUUCUCCAGAUGGGUUAAUGUUUGCAAGCUCUAAAAAUUCAGGAAAAGGCUCUAAAAAUGCACAAAAUAGAGCAAAAAUGAGACUGAAUUUUGAUGCGGAUACCAAGAAUCAACACCAUAACUUUCAAGAUGAGGGCUCAAGCUCAGGUAGCUCAUUCAGUCCAGAGUUGAAAACAAGUGGAAAAACUGCCUGGGAAACUCUUGUAUUAUUUGCUGUGAAUUUCAAAAGACUGAAUGUUCAUAUGAACAUGGGAAAUGUUAUGGGAAAUGUCAUGUGGCUGACCAAAGAAUUUCGAUCUGAAGGACGGCUGUCAAUUGGAAGUACGGGUCACAAAAACAUGUUCAUUAGCUUAGGGUUGAGCGGUUCUAGCCUGGAUGCAAAAAUGGGGAUCGUUGGUGGCACCAUCGAACUCAGCAAAGUUGAUACUUAUGUUCACAUCAGAGAAGAUGCAGAAGUUGAACCAGAUCACACCGUAGGCCUUCGCCUAGCAACGUUAGAACUUAGGUUUGACUACAUGGGCACUGGAGUUCUUAUGACAAGGGUGUCAUCUUUAAAUGUCUCUCUUAGAGAUGAGUGGAAAUUAUUUGCGUCUGAUAAAUUCAAUCCAACAAAAAGGCCUGCACAAAUUUUCAUGCAUGGAGACCUUGGCUGGGAUCAACUUCAAAUAAUGAUCUCAAAAUCAACCACGACUGACCUAAUGAAAAUGUACUAUAAAUUGGAAGAGUUCUUCUCUCAGCAGUUUAAAUCCAGUAAACGAGUCUUUUCCAACCUACAAACAGAUCCCAGGGUUCGACCUAAUACACUUUCCUACUCCAAAAGGACUAGUGGAAAGAAAAAGCCUGUGCAUAUAGCACCAGACAAUCUGACUCCAUUCUGGGCACGUCAUCACCGUCAUUGGCAGCCUGUUCUAAAAGUUGCGGCUGGACUCAAUUUAUCAACUUCUCGCCAUCCGCUUCCUGAAUGGGGCUCCUUACUCGGGGGCACAAUGGAUCUUCAUGGCAAUAACAUUUCCUUGGCAUGUUUUCAUGGCAUCAAUUUCAAGUCCAAGUCAUGGGCUUUGUUCUCGCUCAAAGAACCCUGCAUCUCCUUUUCAACAGAGGCGCAAGAAGUCAGCUCCAGUGGUUGUGAUACUAAAGAAUCCUUGGAUGUUCACGUCGUCGAAACAUUAACAUUUAGUUUAGGAAUGGCUCCCGGCCAGCAUUAUGCCCAAACUCACCAUAGUAUGGCCACGGUUUGUCGUGUUAGUCGAAAUCAAAUUUUCCCUCCUCAGUUCAGAACCCUACAUGAAUGGUUUCAUUAUGCCUUUGCCGUGUCUGACAUAGAUGCUGUAGACAGAUUUCCUGUCUCUGAGAGAGAAAAAACUGACUCAAGUGGGGAGACUAUUCGCUCUAGAACCCCAAAAUCACAGGACCCACCCAAUCAUACUCGUGAAGUUAUAUUUGCUUUACCCUCUCUUCAGUUGCAUUUAGAAACCAACCAUCUUCAAGCAGCCAUGACUCCUGAUGUCUCUGGUGUUAAACCUACAGUGGAGUGCAGUUUCAUCACUGAGUUUGAAGAUCACAUCUUUGUAACCGUAGAUGCAGAGGCAUUCUUCUUUCUUCAUGAUCUAAUAACCUCUUAUAUCAGAGAAAACGAUAGAGUGGCCUCGUCAGGAAGUGGUCCGGCUCACAGCCCGGAUCUAUCUGAUCGCAGCGGAAAAUCUCAGGGUGGAGAACCUGUAACUUCAACUCCCAAAGACCGUCUAAAGAAGCAGCAGUCUGCAGAUCAUUCAGGCGAUAUUUUCACGAAAGACUGGCGAAAUUUCAACUGUAAAACAUGGCAUUUAGAGCCAACUGUUAGGUUAUUAUCCUGGGGAGGAAAAAGUAUAGAGCCUUACGGAGUUGAUUACAUACUUCAGAAGCUUGGUUUCGCCCAUGCUCGCACAACGAUUCCUAAGUGGAUGCAGCGAGGAUUUCUUGAUCCUUUGGACAAAGUUCUUGCAGUUUUGGUUCUACGGAUGGUGAUGCUUGUCCGAGAAGAAACAAAAAAGCAUUUAAAAUCUACCAGAGACUAAGGAACUGCUAGUCAUACCUCUCAUCAUUAUUGUUAGUCAAAGAUUUUUAUUUAUUUUUUGUAUCACAUGGUCCACAAGUUUUGCCUAUCUAGAAAAGUUGUCCAUCCUCAAGUUACUUACUUGUUUAUUUAUGUUAAUGCUUUCAUGGGAAAGCCGUAUGAUAUUUCAAGUCAUUGUUAAUUUUCAUUGUACAAUUUUUCAAGUUUUCUGAAGCAAUAUGGAGGGUGCUUUUUAGGAUCCUCUGGCAACCAACAUUUCUGUUUGGAUUUUUGUUCCCCAUUUUGUUUCUUACGGAAAUUUUCUUUUCCAGUUCGAAUCUCUACCUAUGGGUGUUUAGUCAACUCAAGACUUUUCAUUAUUAGUUGCAAAGUUAUUUUAUCAAUCAAAUCAUUCUCAUAUUUGUUGGGUUUUUUUUAAAACUCUAUUCUCAGUAGAACCCAACUCAUAUCUUGACACUAUUUUCAGCUUUAUUCUUGCUGAAACCACACAGUUUGAAGUAACAGAGAACGUGUUAAAUGUUUCUUUGAAUUUUCUUCAAGGAAUGAUUAGCUCAUACUCAUGUUCUCAAUAGUAGUUUCUUUCUAUUUUGGACGUAAACAAAUUUUAGUCAAUUUAUUUUUAAAUGAAAUGUUAAUUGGUGUCUCCCUUAUUUUUCUUCUUUUUUAUACGUACGCUUUUAGAGCUAAAAUGCAGACAUUUUUUUAUAUGCAAGUAUUAUGGUUGAAACAGUUGUUUUUAAUGCUAUUUCUCUCACAUAAUUUUACUGUAACCUCUUUUCCACUCCUGGACAUUUCAUUGUUUUUUUUAUUCAUUUUUUUUUUUUCGUAAAUAACGUUCUGAUGCAAAGGUUUGGAGUGCUUCUAAAAAUCCCACUGAAUUAUCGCGGGAGAGGUUGCCACAUCAUAACAUAUUGUGACAAAUAAAAUAAUUGGUGCUAAUUGUUGUAAGUUUUUCCAUGUCUCAAAUGUUCUUUUGUAAUCUUUGUGUUAUUGUAAUUAUUGUCUCAUGUAUGGAGGUAUAUAACCUAGGAAUACCUAUUUCGCUCUACAGGUUAUGGUUGUAAUUUUGAAUUACCUAAGUUAAGUAAAAAUGCUUCAUACUUUUUUCAAAUUCUAUCAGCAUUCUGAUUUACUUUUAAGUUUUUAAUAUUUAAAGAACCCUGCGCACCAGCGGGGGCUUAAUGGCUCUCAGUACGUUUUGAUGGCUACUUAAACGGACAGUUCAUCACUAAGCCAAUAGCGUAAAAUUUAGGAAUUUUGUUUACACAGAAGCGGAGCUAUUCCCGGUUAACCCCGUGUGUUGAAAAGGGCGUAGAGAGUCUAAAUUAGGAAAGAUGCUGAGUAGAGGAGAAUCAUAUGAAAUGGCAUGAAUAUUUCGAAGUAGAAUUGAUAAAUUCUAGGAAGAAAUGGGCACAGUGUUUGUUGGGGGACAGCCGGUAAGCACCUAACUGCAUAGGAGGUCUGGGCAAGAUCGCCAAACAACCAGGGGGAAGACUCUUAAUUCCUCAGCUGCACAUUAGUGUGUUAGAAAGUAAAGGACAAGCUCAAUUGCAAAUAUCUCUGCUCAUACCUGAACUAAUUCUCUGAUUUUUCGGCUUUGACCUAAUGAUAAACCUUAUAAUAAACCAUUAAAGUUUCAUCAAAAUGCACCAAGAGAGAGUAAGCUCCCACUGGUGUACAAGGUCCUUUAUUUGCCAGGAAGAACCUGAUCAAUAGUCUCUUUAUCUAAGCAGGAUGUCGUCAAAAAUGAAAAAUCUUGAAGCUUGCUGAUGGUCUUUUAGAAAAUAUCAGCUAUCAAGCCUCUUUUUCUUAGAAGUAUACAAAAUAAUAUCCGAAUAACCAUCAUGCUAAACUAGAAAGCUAUUCCAAAACAGAUUGAGGAUAUUUCUGACAGAACUAAAUAUUUUUAGAACUGUGCAAGGGCUAAAACAGUCAGAUCAAGCUUAUGAGAGAAUUCAUUCAAAAAGUCCACAAGAUCCUAAUCGUGUCACAAAUCCUUCAUCUUUAGAGAAAAUCUUUGUAAUCCUGUCUGUUUGUGUAGAUGAAGCAAGGAUUAAAUUUAAUAAAGACAAAUGAAUGUAGAUUACGAAGAAAGUAAAAAUUUACUGUAUCAGACAUGUCUCAGGUUCUACUUCUUGUCAUGAAAUGGGUUACGUCUUUUGUGAUCUUAACUGCUCGUCAGUUAUUCUCUGUCUUUCAUUACUGAAUUGGUGUCUCUUCUCAGCUUUAUUGGCUUUAUUGCCACUUUACUUUAUAGUAGAUAGGUUUCAUUAUUUCACUUCGAAGUGCAAAGAUAUUGAACCUAGCUAAAGUCUUGUCUCUAUUUUUGGUUUGAAGGUGUUCUGUCAUGUUUAAUCAGUUUUUUUUUAAAUUUUUGGUUGAAUCAGUGGUUUUUUUUUUGUAAAUAUGGUAUGCAGUUUCUUUCUACCAUUUUUUUAAGCGUUAUGUUUACCUACAGUCAUAGUAAUAAAUUAAAUCUCCAUUAACCUUUGAAUAUUUUAUACAGUCACUGGCCUCCGUUAUUGCCCGUUUUCUGUUAAGUAAUAUCUAAGUAUAUCUAAGAGCUGCGGCCCCAGAAGAUACAUGAUGUUUAAAAUGGUCCUUGUGGUGAUGAUUCUGAAGCCAACAACUUAUUGUUUUUUCCUUUAAAUAGUUUAGAUGCAAAGUCAAAGGCUGUUCAAUGCAGCAUGUUGUCUUCAUGGUAUCAAAAGAUAAGGAUGGGGGCUUCUGAAAGAGUAUUCAUCUCUCAAAGUUUCCUCUUUUUCAGUUAUGGAACUUUGCAAUAGGUGUACCCACCGUUGGACUAUACUGUACCCUUGAUGUCUGUAUCAUACCUGUAAAUAGAUGUACACUUUUGUGUAUUAUAUGGUAUAUAUUUAAAAUAACAUGUAAACUUAUGUAUGAUAAUGUAAUAACAUUUAUAAAAUCUGUUUCAAUAUGUCA
Molecule: messenger RNA, 18317 nt
Organism: Bemisia tabaci
Lineage: Eukaryota; Metazoa; Arthropoda; Insecta; Hemiptera; Aleyrodidae
Source: RefSeq, a predicted model, not a curated record